This is a messenger RNA of Telopea speciosissima, 838 nucleotides long. Its product is annotated as non-specific lipid transfer protein GPI-anchored 25. The record is from RefSeq and is a predicted model, not a curated record. The transcript has 3 exons. NCBI's taxonomy places the organism in Eukaryota, Viridiplantae, Streptophyta, Magnoliopsida, Proteales, Proteaceae. The coding region runs from base 1 to 690 and encodes 229 amino acids.
AUGGUGGAUGUGAUGAUUCUGGUUCGGAUACCGGCGGCGAGGGAUCUGCAGGGAGAGACCAUACUUGCUCUGCUUCUCACGUUUCUGGUAAUUGUACCUACCUCUCCAACCGAAGUCUGUUUCAACGAGCUAACGGCACUGUCCCCUUGCCUUCCUUUUAUCUCAUCGCCGCCCAACAAUCUCUCCUCCUCAAUCCCUCCUCUCUGUUGCGAUGUUUUCUCUUCCACCUUUAACACCUCCGGCGCUGUCUGUUACUGUUACCUCCUCAGCCAACCUUUGCUCCUCGGCUUCCCUCUCAAUACUUCGAGGAUCCUAUCGCUAUCAUCUCUUUGUUCUUCCAACAACUCCACUACUUCAACAACAACCGCGGCAUCUCUGGAACAUCUCUGCGAAGGGUCUCCAAUUUUGCCUCCUCUUCAGUACACAACAGGCUCUGAAAAUUCUUCAGCCCCUUUCAUGAACUUGCCACCAGAAUCGAAUGCAAGUUCCCCUACACCACCAACACUUGGGGUAGAUUCACCAAGAAUGAAGCCAGUUAACAACAGGGGCCCUCUGCUUCAACCUGGAAUUGUGCUCUUUCUUGUUCCCAUCUUCACCAGUAUGUGGUACUUGAUUCAUCAAACUUUUUUCAUAAACUCUUUGGUGCUGUGGACCCAAUUUGAGAGCGAUCUUGCUGUCACUGUGGAUUAAGCUGCUACUCAUCAGACAUGAUAGGAUAUGGGGAGUGAAAUUUCCUCCCUCGAACUAGUCUGACAACACCUUUAGAAACUCAUCACCAAACCAGAAUGUAUUGAAGUUGUUGCUUAUUAGAUUGUCAAAGUAAACAACAAUACAGCUC